This is a messenger RNA of Pipistrellus kuhlii (Kuhl's pipistrelle), 1234 nucleotides long. Its product is annotated as zinc-alpha-2-glycoprotein-like. Lineage: Eukaryota; Metazoa; Chordata; Mammalia; Chiroptera; Vespertilionidae. Gene Ontology annotation, cellular component: external side of plasma membrane. The record is from RefSeq and is a predicted model, not a curated record. The transcript has 4 exons. Gene Ontology annotation, biological process: immune response. Bases 69 to 962 code for a protein of 297 amino acids.
UAUCUAGCUGUCUCUCUGAGGAGUCUGCACCAGGACCUGGGACGUUCAGGGCCUUCCACUCAGACACGAUGAGCACGAUGGUACCCUUCCUGCUGUCGCUCCUGCUUGUUGUGGGUCCUGCAGUCUCCCAGGACACUCAAAACAAUGCUUACUCUCUGAGCUUCCACUAUACCGGAGUGUCCAGGCCCGAGGCAGGCAUGCCUAGUUUUCAGGCCACUGGCUUCCUCAAUGACCAGGCCUUCCUCCACUACGACAGUAAAAGCAAAACGGCGGAGCCCCUGGGCCCAUGGAAACAGGUGGACGGAAUGGUGAACUGGGAGGAAGAAAGUCAAUUGCAGCAGGACAGGCAGGACAUCUUUAUGCAGACCCUGAGAGAUGUCAUGGGCUAUCACAGGGACAGAGGAAAUCACACCUUUAAGGGGACGUUCGGCUGUGAGAUUCGGAAUGACAGCUACUGCAGGUCAUUCUGGAAGUAUGCCUAUGACGGAGAGGACUACAUCGAGUUCAACACAGAAAUCCCGGCCUGGAUCCCCCUGCAACCAAAAGCUCUGAACACCAAGGUGAAGUGGGAGACAGAGGGCUCCGUGCAAGAGUCCAAGAAAUAUCUGGAAAUGGAGUGCCCUCAUCUACUACGCAGCUACCUGCAGUUCAGCAGGCCCUUCCUGGACCGGCAAGACCCUCCCUCUGCGUCAAUCACCAGCCACGUGACACUAGGACUUUCCAGGACCCUCAAGUGCGUGGCCUCCAACUUCUACCCACAGCCGAUCAAUCUGUACUGGACUCAGGGAGCCAAUGUGGUGGAGACUAAGUUGUGGGGAGACGAUCCCAUCAGUGAGAAUGGCACUUACCAGUCCUGGGAGCUGCUGAGAACCUUCUCCUUGGACAAAGGCCCCUACUCCUGCCACGUGCAGCACAGCAGCCUGGCCCAGCCCCUUAUUGUCACAUGGGAUGGGACUCAGUGACCAGGGGGCUAACAGCACCGCGGGGUCCGGAGACCAGUCGGCACCCUUUCAUGGGGACAUGAGGGAGAUGAGCUCUGGAAUGAGGCCCAAGAGGAGCGGCGAAGGGGACAGAGAGGUGGUGGGUUGGGAGACACGAGACCUGAGUGCUGGGCACUGAGCUGACUUGCUGCUACCUUCCUCUCAGAACCCAUUAUCUGUUCCGUGAAGUCUAAUCACACUAAUCAACUAGCCUAUACACAUGAUAACCCAGAUUAUUAAACUGCUCAAUGCUG